GUUCCUAUUAGGGUCCAUAUACCCUCCCAGGGGUCUCGGUGUUUCAUUUACUCCCCGGCUGGUACAGGCAGCAUCCGCAGCGUGCCAGCGUGAGGCUCGUUUGAAGUUGCAGGACGAGAGAGAAGCAGCGAGAAAGAGAGACAGAGAGAGAGAGCGAGAGAGAGAGAGAGAGAGAGAGAGAGAGAGAGAGAGAGAGAGAGAGAGAGAGAAUGUCGACUGAUUCUCACUGAGAAAAAGCAAUAGCUCCAAGAAAGGCGGCGGCGUCCAGCCUCUCAGUGCCAUAGCUGAGCCGAGCCAGCUUUACGCACACACGAGCGCAUCUGUUCGCCAUCAGCACUUUCUACUAAACUCAGUCAGUUGCGACCGUGAGUCAACAGGAGUGGGAAGUGGGACAGGGCUUUUUAAGAGUACUUCUUGAAAACCCAGCUGCAGGAUGCUGUGAUUUUAUAUGGUGACCUAUAUUUGUUGUUUAUGCGCGUGUAUGGAUGGGCCAGAUGCAUAGAGAUUUGUGAUACCGGGAAACAAACGAGGAGAAAAGCUUUUCUCCUCUGUCUGUAGAAGUUUGGUUUACCACUACUGUUCCGUCUGGAUGUGAGCCGCAACUUUGCUUUGCUUGGAAAACGUAGGCUUCUCUGCUGGUUUGGAAGCGCUGUUCCAGUUCGUGAGUUCUGGGAUCAAUUUGGCUCGCUUAUUAUUAUUGCUCCAUUUUUUCUUCUUCUACUGCAUCCUAUUUGCGUCAUGACUUCUAGCUAUGCACAUGGAAUGGACAGGCAAGCAACGAUAUCAAAUCGUUUGGAGAGCUCGAUUACAUCCAAUCUGGAAAACCUUCAAGCCAAAAAGAACUUCUCCGUGAGCCACCUGUUGGACCUGGAGGAGGCCGGAGAAAGGGUUGGGACCCAGGCGGACGAGAGUGUCGGUGAGGCGGGGAGGAAUAUGCUGGAGUCCCCUGGGCUGACCAGUGGGAGCGACACCACUCAGCAGGAGAAUGAGCAGCUGAAUGCGGAGGAGAAGAAAAAGAGGAAACAGAGAAGGAACAGAACUACAUUCAACAGCAGCCAGUUGCAGGCUCUGGAGAGGGUGUUUGAGAGGACACACUACCCUGACGCCUUCGUCAGAGAGGACCUGGCACGCAGGGUCAACCUCACAGAGGCACGGGUGCAGGUGUGGUUUCAGAAUAGAAGGGCCAAGUUCCGUCGGAAUGAGCGCGCCAUGUUGGCCAGCAAGAACGCCUCGCUCCUCAAGUCCUACUCCGGGGACGUCACGGCCAUAGAGCAGCCCAUCGUACCCCGCCCUGCCCCCCGCCCAAACGAUUACCUGUCAUGGGGUAGUGCCUCUCCUUACAGCUGGUACCCAAUGCCGGAGGGAGGGCCAAUGCGAGUACCACAGAAAAUGCUGCCCUCAGAAAUACCAUGGCAACCUACCCCCCCACAUGUUCCAACCCCAAUACAUCCCAGGGAAUGAACAUGGCUAACAGCAUCGCCAACCUGCGGCUCAAAGCCAAGGAGUACAGCUUGAACCAGGUGCCCACGGUUAACUGAGGAGAGAGGGGGGAGAGAGAGUGCUUCACGGUGGGGCUGGGGGCAGGAGCAGGGACUCUCUCUCUCUCUCUCACGUCUGUCCCACACAGAAAGACAGUCAGACCCCAGCCUGACCCCCACAGGGAUGAUCAAGAUCUGACCACCCUCCAUGGAAUUUUAGCUCGAAGUCUCCUCUCGCUCCAGAGCGUCGUCGCUAUAGUGACGGACGUGCUUCCUAUACUGUCCUCAUAUCUGAAGCAUCAGAUGAGAAAACAAGUGACGCGGGGGAAAUCUGAGAGGCUGUUUCUGUGAGCUGCCUCUCUCCUGUCCUGAGCAUCGCUGAAAUGCCGCUGUCUGUACCUUCCAAUGAUACCAAAGACAAUCGAGACUGAGACUGGAUGCUUCAGUAGUUUCUAUUAUUUCUUUCAAUUUGGUGUUGACUGAAUGAAAGGCUCAUUUUCCAAAGAUAUCAAUGGAGAGGUGUUCUCUCAGACCCGGACAAAAUAAAUCUGAUUGUCAGAC
Molecule: messenger RNA, 2039 nt
Organism: Oncorhynchus nerka (sockeye salmon)
Lineage: Eukaryota; Metazoa; Chordata; Actinopteri; Salmoniformes; Salmonidae
Product: paired mesoderm homeobox protein 1-like
Exons: 5
Coding region: 739-1461 (240 amino acids)
Biological process (GO): regulation of transcription by RNA polymerase II
Cellular component (GO): nucleus
Molecular function (GO): RNA polymerase II cis-regulatory region sequence-specific DNA binding; DNA-binding transcription factor activity, RNA polymerase II-specific
Source: RefSeq, a predicted model, not a curated record